Molecule: messenger RNA, 897 nt
Organism: Arachis ipaensis
Lineage: Eukaryota; Viridiplantae; Streptophyta; Magnoliopsida; Fabales; Fabaceae
Source: RefSeq, a predicted model, not a curated record
AUGAAAUAUGACGGAACGCAAGACCCCCUGGAACACUUGACGGCCUUUGAGGCCAGGAUGAACCUAGAAGGGGUGGGAGAUGAGGUCAGAUGCCGCGCCUUCCCAGUCACCUUAGCGGGCCCAGCAAUACGGUGGUUUAACAACCUCCCGCAAGGCUCGGUGACCCAAUUUUCCGACAUCAGCCACGCCUUCUUGGCUCAGUUCACAACCAGGAUUGUCAAAGCCAAACACCUAAUUAAUUUGCUGGGGGUAACACAGAGACCCGGAGAGCCGACCAGGAAGUACCUGGACCGUUUUAAUGACGAGUGCUUGGAGAUUGACGGUCUGACGGACUCAGUGGCAAGUUUGUGCUUAACGAACGGGCUGUCAAAUGAGGAUUUCAGGAAACACCUCACCACGAAGCCCGUCUGGACGAUGCAAGAGAUCCAGGACGGCAAACUCGCCGAUUUCUCCCACCUUAUAAGGGAACCAAGGAGACGCAACCGGGACAACGACAACGAAGACAGAUCCCGACCAACAAGACGACGACAGGAACCAGAGGGUGACGAAUACGGUCUCACGGUGGUAAACGUGGUGACGGCCAGGAAUACCGCCCCGAGGUCGAAAUCGGCACAGAAGAAAGAUGCCAAGGUCCUAGCGGUCUCCACCUCACCUGUUAGAAGUCUUAAGGGUCUCCCACCUAUCUCUUUCGGCCCGGAGGACCAAUGGGAUAGACCCCCAGCUCAUGUCGCAUCACCUGGCCGUAAAGGCAGGAGCCAAACCAAUGGCCCAGAGAAGGAGGAAAAUGUCGCAGGAAAGGGCGGACGAGGUAGCCAAGCAAACGGCCAGCCUCUUAGAAGCGGGAUUCAUCCGGGAACUGGACUACUCGACUUGGUUGUCGAAUGUGGUUCUGGUUAA